This is a messenger RNA of Pseudogymnoascus verrucosus, 2471 nucleotides long. RefSeq names its product Eukaryotic peptide chain release factor GTP-binding subunit (gene ERF2). Gene Ontology annotation, biological process: protein targeting to membrane; peptidyl-L-cysteine S-palmitoylation. Gene Ontology annotation, molecular function: protein-cysteine S-palmitoyltransferase activity. Gene Ontology annotation, cellular component: endoplasmic reticulum; Golgi apparatus. The record is from RefSeq and is a predicted model, not a curated record. The transcript has a single exon. Lineage: Eukaryota; Fungi; Ascomycota; Leotiomycetes; Thelebolales; Thelebolaceae. The coding region runs from base 507 to 2471 and encodes 654 amino acids.
CUUUUGCCUGUUUCUCCCUUGACUGACGAGAGACAGCGACGACGGAGAGACACACAUCACUUUUCUUCGGAGACACUACACGCACACAACGCAUCAUACAUAUCUUCGACUACCGGGGAAGAACUUCUUUUCUUUUUUUAACACGAUAACUCUUAAUACCUCUGCGACUCGGCGACCAGCGACACUGCUACUACUACUUCUAAUCGCAUUCUUCGCUUCAUACUAUUGUCAUUACAAGCAUCGCCAUACUUUAAUACCCAACCCAGCGAAAGAAAGAAAGACAGUCAGACAGACAGACCGACAUCUCAGACAUCCCUUAUACCCAUCGAUAAUCACCACCAUCGCGAACCGCAACCUCCAACCCACCGCGCACCUCGACCUCCAACGCGCCAGCAAACAAUGAGAUAAACAACCGCCCUCACCACCAGCUGGUCGCAGCGCACAUUGAAGCCUCCAACAAAUCCACCACCACCACCACACGAACGCACACAAAAAAACCACCCACCAUGUCCUCAUCCUCACCACCCCGCGACCCUCCCCCCUCCCAAGGCGGACCACCAAGCAUAAUCUCCUCCCGCAUGACCGACAUCGCCUCCGACGACGGCCACGACCUCGACACCACCUCCCACGCAACCCCCGCCCACCGCACAUCCACAAACAGGCAGAGCAUCCAAUCCUCGCGCCCCGGCACCGGGAGCGCCGCCAUGUCCACUCGGAGUCCGUGGUCCGCAUCUCCUCCCUCCCGGCGUGGUCCCAAAUCCGGCGGCACCCCAUCGAUACUAGGAGGGGCGGCGGGGGCGAGGCCGCCGAGUUCGACGAGCAGGACGCAUGUUCCUAGUCUCACUUCGCAUGCGUUCUUUAGGCCGAUGAGUUCGCAGAGGUUGCAGGCCCAACGCGGGGGCCCGAGGACGCCGGUUGCGGGCCAGAAUCAGAGGGGGAGUGGAGACUUUGGAGACGCGCCGGCGGUGCCGAGUAUUGCGUCGGGCUAUACGGGGAAUCCGAUCCAGAGUAGGGAUGAGAGCGGACCGCCGCCGCCGUCGAGGGGGACGGAGAUAAGCGUCCAGGAGUACGUGCAGACGACUACUGCUAAUACGAGUCCCACGCAUGGGCAUUUUCAGACUACGAGUCUCAGUUCCUCUGUCCAACCUCUCCAAGUCAACAAUGCCUCAUCGAAUCCCAACGGCCUAACAGUCAACACCGGCCUCACAACCUUCCGCAACGCAAACCUCCCCACCCCCUCCAAAUCCCCACACUCCUUCCGCUCCUCCUUCCUCUUGCCGUCGAGGGGAGGGGACAUGCCCCCCCACAGCCCAAACCGCAGUAACCACGGCCACUCCAAGCUCUCCUCCGGCGCCACCUCCCCCGCCCGCCCCUCAGACGUCACUCCCCUCCCCUCACCACUCACCCCCGCCACCGGCGCCAUGGGCGAGAAGCACGGGCCCGGCGGGAACGGAGGAGGAGGAGCGGGAGGUGGAGGAAAGGGGGGUGUCAAGAAUUACGUGCAUUUCCCUGGGAACACGAGAUUUUUCCUGGGAGGGAGGUUCCAGAAUGCGAGGGAUAGACCGGUGAAUAUCGCUACGGGGAUACUGGUUGUUGUCCCCGCGGUGCUGUUUUUCGUGUUCCAGGCGAGUUGGCUUUGGCAUCGCGUGUCGCCUGCUGUGCCGGUGGUGUUUGCGUAUUUGUCGUUUAUAUGCUUUUCCUCCUUCAUCCACGCCUCUGUUUCCGAUCCCGGCAUUCUCCCUCGAGAUCUCCACAAGUUCCCGCCGCCGCCAGCGACGGAAGACCCAUUAACCCUCGCACCACCUACAACGGCGUGGUUGAUCGUCAAAUCCCAUCUCCCGGCUAGCACCGCAAUGGAGGUGCCCGUGAAAUACUGCAAAACCUGCCACAUCUGGCGACCCCCCCGCGGCCACCACUGCCGCAUCUGCGAUAACUGCAUCGAGACCCACGAUCACCACUGCGUGUGGCUCAACAACUGUGUUGGGCGCAGGAAUUACCGGUAUUUCUUCACCUUCGUGGCUGCCGGUACUGGUAUGGCGAUUUUUUGUAUUGUUACGAGUGUUGUACAACUAUCCACUGUCGGGAGAGAUAAUAACUCUGAUUUCGGCUCCGCGAUCCCUAGGGAGAGGGGGGUUUUCGCGCUGUUGAUAUACGCCGCACUCGCGCUCCCCUACCCCGCCGCCCUACUCUUCUACCACAUCUUCCUCUCCGGCCGCGGCGAGACUACACGCGAACUCCUGAAUGGAAGGAAAUUCAAGAGAGGAGAACGCCAUAGACCGUUUACUCUCGGCUCGGUGGUUAAGAACUGGAUCGCGGUGCUGGGACGGCCGAGGGGAGGCGGGUAUAUAGGGUUUAAACGCGUGGGUGGGGUGUGGUUGGGUGAGAAGGGGGUUGUGGAGGGGAGACAGGGGGGGAGUGGGGGGGGAAAUGGGGAGAUGUUGGAGAUGAGGGGGAUGUCGCAAGGGGCAUAG